Messenger RNA from Trichoderma atroviride IMI 206040, 3690 nucleotides. NCBI's taxonomy places the organism in Eukaryota, Fungi, Ascomycota, Sordariomycetes, Hypocreales, Hypocreaceae. The record is from RefSeq and is a predicted model, not a curated record.
GAGACCGCUACGGAAUAUUCAGAUGAAGCCAGUAUCAUAAGUUCAAAGAAGCGAGGGUUCAUCUGGGAGCUGGCAAAUGAAAUGUCCAAAACUAUUAGCUCACUGAAUGCGGACGAAAAGACUCAGGCAAGAGUCUCCAAUAUUCUACCUGAGCUGCUCGGGGAAUUUGCGCUGAAAAUUGGUAAUUCCGCUGAAACGCAAAUGCAUCGAAAUACUAUGGCUUUGGUUUAUAGGUAUAGACGUGAGAUCACGACGGUGUUUGCAGACAUAAGUUUCAACGAAAAUGUCGGCGAUUCCAACCAAAAGAACCGCAGGGCAGAUGGAAUGAGCUGGCAAGAUCGUACAAGUCUCUGGCUCGAAAAGGAUUCAUCCCAGGAGUCGCCGGAAGAGCUUCCACAAUCAGCGGCAGGAGAUGGUGAAUCUCCAGAGGAGAAGUUACCAGGUGGGGAUGAAGAAGUGCCGGGAACCUGGCCGAUUGACUACCUGAAGUUUCUCACAAGCAGCGGCGCGUACCAAGAGCUUAUCGCUCAGUUGCGGAGAGAAUUUCAUUUAGUUCCAGCUGAACUGGACAUUAUGAGAGAGAUACGAGAAAAGAUUAUGUCUUCGCUCCCAUCACCUCGUAAAAUCAGCAGGAAAUUAUCACUACGAAGCUGUCAGGCCGUAUUUCAACUCGAUUGGGAUAUUAUCGAAUUUUUCAAUACUCAGGGAUAUCCGAAAGAGCCGCACGAUGUGUUUGAGAGUGUUAUUACUAUUACUGGGUCUUUUAAGGAUGCUCAAGCCGCAACUUGUGCUCAGUACAUAGAACAAACGUGGCCCAUUACAGGGAAAAUAGUCAUUCAACUCAUCAAAGACAUCCUCAUGGAUGUGGGCUAUGUAUUUUCAAAUGGAACAACCAUUACGGCAAGGAUUCAAAGAUCUCAAUUUGUCUUUGAAGUCUACGGAGUAUCAGUUUCCGUAGCAGAGAUAGGGGAGCUGAUAUGUUGGCUUGGAGCUGCUCUGAGAACCUCUCCCCGGCACAACGGAUUAAUAUAUUGUGCGCCAAACGUGCGUAAUAUUAAGCCGGCUACUUCGCUAGUAUUCCCUUGUGCUCGCUAUGAGAUCGAUUUUGCGAUGGAAAGUGUCCCGCAAUCCCUCCCAGCAGCAAACGGUCAGUGCUGGCACGACAUUUUCAGAAAUCCGGUUGUUGUGAGAGGUUACCCCAUUGCUCAAAGGAUCGAGUGGAAUACCGGCCUUGAAAUUUCACUUAAUAUCAUGGCAGGACUGGCUCAGACUCAGAGACUUGAUCAGUUCAAAGAAAAAACAUACAUCAAAGGCUUUUCAACCCUGCUGUUUCCAACCAAGAAGAGUGGGGACAUUAUCUGCUGGCAUCUUUUAUACAAUAAGCACGGAGAUCGUAUAUCUUACCUUGAUGAUGACAAGGAUCAACAAGGAUGCAUUGGACAGAUGGAUCUGGAAAACUAUCGACAUGUUUUGGGGUGGUGCUCGGAAGCAAAGUUAUAUGCUGGUUCUGCAGAAGCACAUCACCCUGUAACUCACUCGAGGCUUCCCAAGCCCCAUGCAGGUUGUUCUCUCGCUGGAGUGAGUGUUUCAGAAGGAAAGAUGAUUCUGAAUGGCACAGCAUUUGAAAUCGGGGCCAAAGACACACCAAUCUACAUCUCUCGCAAAGGUAACAUCCGAAGGCUAAAAUGGAUAUCCACCAAGUUCGUUCUCUUAUGGGAUGAACGCGAUAAACGGGGCUGGCUAAUUAAUGGUGCGACUGCUCUUCUGCACAUUGUACGAGCUUUUCUGUCCCACGCAAAACAAGAUCACUUUAAAGAUGCAUUUCGAUUCAAAGAUGAGGAUCUUCAAGAGGCAGAAGCCCCCUUUACCGCUGACUCCGCCAUUGCUGUGCUUUCCAACUCUCAUAAUAGGCAUCUCAAGCUUUAUGAGGAAGAGGAUGGCGACGCCGAGUAUCUUUUUAAAACCCAGAUUGAUCAUGUUUACAAUCUCUUAGAAAAGCUUAUUGAUCAUCAGGCCGAUACUUCAGGUAAUCAUGGCUCCAAGUUGAGUAAUAACCCGCGAAGCUACCUUGAAGGGUGGGAUUUUGAAGACGUGGCGAAAGAAUGUCCAACUAUAUAUCCACGAGUGGCCACUAUAGCGGAUGCUGGCAAAGGCUGGAUGGAUUUUAUAAGAGCUAUCCAUGCUGUUACACUAGUCGGUCGAGGUUUUGGUGAUAUCAUCAAGCCCUCGAGUCCAGACCACUGCGAUUCUUGGGCUACGCUACCAACGAAGCGAUAUUAUAUCGCUAGCUGUGUUUCUGAUUUGGACCGUCUUCAGAAAGAGGCCGGUAGUCACCACGAUGGUCAUGCCCUACUCUGCGAUAACUUGAUAUAUCAUGCUCCGGCCAAUGUUGAUAUAUCCUGCCAAUGCAAAGUUACUCCAGGGCGGAGGUGUUGUGAGCCUGUUCAAAUGCUGAUUCCGUCGGCAAUGUCAACAGAUGUACCUCUUGGAAAAUACUUCACCGAGCCUAAAGGGGCGGUCAUUCUAGGAUACAAUUCCCAUUUCCCGUUGAUCUGGGGAGACACCGGUCUUCCCCAACAAGGGGAACUCAUAGAAACGGAGCCUUCGUCAAAGCCAGUCGAGGAGGAUGUGGAUUCUGGAUUCGGGUCAAUUCUAACGGAGUCAGAACUGGGAAGCCACUCUGCCUCUCAGUCAGUGUCCGAAACAGAAGAUUCAACCGUGUCUAUUGAGAUUCGUCCCGAAGCGGUACAGAAAGCGGCGCCAUCUAUCUUGUCGCCGAUUGGCAAUAAUAAAUAUACCCGGAGCCAUUAUACAGUAGGGAUCAUUUGUCCCUUGGCAAAAGAGCUGAAGGCAGUCCGAGCCCUCUUUGAGAAUGAACAUGGCAGUCUGAAUUCGAGAUCAGAAGAUAGUUAUCCAUACAUUCUCGGAGACAUGGCAGGACACUGGGUCGUCGCAGCGUGUCUUCCAGAGUAUGGAACCAACCCAGCCGCGACGGUAGCAUCAAAUAUGAAAUUCAGCUUCCCUUCUAUUCGGUUCUGUUUCUUAGUUGGUAUCGCUGGUGGUGCGCCUUCACAGGAGAAAGAUGUUCGACUUGGUGAUGUGGUUGUCAGCUACCCUAUUGGUACCAGCCCCGGUGUGAUUCAAUAUGAUCUUGGGAAAGAACAGGAUGGUAAUCAUUUCCAACGGAUGGGUUCGUUGCAGCGGCCGCCGCUCGUGCUAAUGGCAGCUAUCAACACCCUGCAAUCAGAUCUAGAGCCGCCUGAUGGCCAGCUGGAUGAAAGUCUUCAAGCGAUUACGCGUCGCCUGCCAGACUACAAGUACCCGGGCCAAGACCUCGAUAUGCCAUAUCAGACAGCCUGCGCCUUAUGCGCCUCGCAUCAGGCGUCUCUCGUAUCUUGUUCUCACGUACAGCAGCGCGUUCCUCGCACAACAAUCUUGCCCACCAUCCACUAUGGAGCUAUAGCUUCAGGGAACCGUGUGAUCAAAGACGCAACACUCCGCGACCAGCUGGCACAAGAACACGGCAUACUCUGUUUCGAGAUGGAGGCUGCCGGAAUGAUGAAUACGUUGGACUGCCUGGUCAUUCGCGGCAUCUCCGACUAUUGCGACGGCCAGAAGAAUGACACUUGGCAAAACUAUGCGGCUGCGACAGCUGCAGCAUAUGCGAAGCUUUUACUGAGACUUGUUCCC